CACUCUUCUUGGUAUUUUGUCUUUUGGGGAAACUUACCAGGAAAUUUACAAUCAUCUUUUGGAAGUCCCGGUCACACGGGAGCAGUUAAACCACUAUCGGAAUGUGGCUCAAAAUGCUCGAAGUGAACUUGCAGCAACUUUGGUCAAAUUUGAAUGUGCUCAGUCUGAGCUUCAAGACCUUCGAUCCAAGAUGCUUUCUAAAGAAGUCUCCUAUCAAGAGUUGAAAGCUGAGAUAGAGAGCUACAGAGAAAACAAUGCCAGAAAAUCAUCUCUCCUUACUUCUUUGAGAGACAGAGUUCAGGAGCUAGAAGAAGAAUCAGCAGCACUUUCCAGUUCUAAAAUCAGAACUGAAAUCACAGCUCACACUGCAAUCAAGGAGAAUCAGGAAUUAAAGAAGAAAGUUGUGGAGUUAGAUGAAAAAUUACAAAAGUGUUCAAAAGAAAAUGAGGAGAAUAAGAAAGAGGUUUCCAAGAACUGCAGGAAACAUGAGGCAUUUCUGACUCAACUUCGUGACUGCUUGGAUCCAGAUGAGAGGACUGAUCAGGCAUCAGAUGAAGAUUUAAUGUUAAAGCUUAGAGAGCUGUGCAAGGAAAAUGAAUUCAUGAAAGGACAAAUUGUGAUUCUUGAAGAGACUAUAAAUGUCCAUGAGAUGGAGGCAAAAGCUAGCAGAGAAACGAUCAUGAGGCUAGCUUCAGAAGUCGACAGAGAGCAGAAAAAAGCUGCCUCCUGUAUUGAAGAGAAAGACAAGCUGAAUCAGGACCUGGUCAGUGCUGUAGAAGCAAAAGAAGCCCUUGAGAGGGAAGUUAAGCUCUUCCAAGAAAGGCUACUUGCUGGCCAGCGGGUCUGGGAUGCCUCAAAGGAGGAGCUGAGCCUCCUGAAGAAAAGCUCUUCUGAGUUGGAGAAGAAUUUGAAGGCCAGUCUGGAUGCGGUCACAGCCUCACAAAGCCAGAACUCCUCAUUUAGGGAGAGAAUCGCAGCCCUCCUUAGGGGCAGAUUGAGCACAACUGGGUCCACGGAGGAUACCAUUUUGGAGAAGAUUCGAGAAAUGGGCAGCCAGGAAGAAAGCAGGGACAGGAUGGUCUCCCAGCUUGAAGCCCAAAUAUCUGAGCUCGUUGAACAGUUGGGAAAGGAGUCUGGGUUUCACCAGAAAGCUCUCCAGAGGGCUCAGAAAGCAGAGACCAAGUUGGAGACUCUUCAGGGUCAGCUGACACACCUGGAGGCAGAGCUCCUUUCCGGAGAUGUUUUGCGAGACAACUUGAAUUUUGAGAAACAAAAAUAUCUUAAAUUUCUGGAUCAGCUUUUGGAGAAAAUGAAGUUGGACCAGAUGGCUGCUGAACUUGGCUUUGACAUGCGGCUGGAUGUGGUUUUAGCUCGAACAGAGCAGCUGAUUCGUCUUGAGAGCAAUGCAGUCAUUGAGAACAAGACCAUUGCCCAAAAUUUACAGAGAAAGCUAAAGACACAGAAAGAAAGACUGGAGAGCAAAGAACUACACAUGAGCCUCCUCCGGCAGAAAAUCGCCCAGCUGGAGGAGGAGCGGCAGGCACGCACGGCCUUGGUGGUUGAGAGAGACAGCGCUCAUGUCACCAUCAGGAACUUGCAGAAGAAGGUGGAGAGGAUGCAGAAGGAGCUGAGCAUGUGUCGAGACUUGAACACCGAACUCAAAGCCAAACUGGCUGACACCAAUGAACUGAAGAUUAAAACUUUGGAACAGACUAAAGCCAUUGAAGAUCUAAACAAAUCCAGAGAACAGCUGGAGAAGAUGAAGGAGAAAGCUGAGAAAAAGCUCAUGUCUGUCAAGUCAGAACUGGAUACCACAGAACAUGAGGCGAAGGAGAACAAAGAAAGGGCCAGAAACAUGAUAGAAGCAGUAACCAGUGAAAUGAAGACACUAAAAAAAUCUCUGGAAGACACAGAAAAGAGAGAAAAGCAGCUGGCAGACUUCAGGGAGGUGGUGUCACAGAUGCUAGGCUUGAACAUGACCAGCCUUGCUCUUCCUGACUAUGAAAUCAUCAAGUGUCUUGAAAGACUGAUUCAUUCACAUCGGCAUCGGUUUGUUACCUGUGCCUGCCUCAAAGAUGUGACUACCAGGGAAGACAAGCACCCACAAGGCCAUUUACAGCUUCUUCAUUGAACACUGUAUCUCUUGAGAGAAGUAGCCAAAAGACAUGGGACACAAUUCCCAAUUUCACAAAUUCAUCAUGUCUCUGAGAUUUGAUUAGUUUGUGAAUAUUGUAUGCGUUGAUGAUACAGUGAUAAUUCAUCACUCACAAAAAGGAUCUCAAAGGUUUUAGCCUUAGAUAAAUGUUCUGCAUUAAAAACAUCUAUUAUUUCAUUUACCAGCAUUUUAGGACCCAGAAGAAUUCCACCAGAUUACAUGAGUUAGAUUGGGAAAUGAGAGCAGGGAAUUAACAUUGUCGGGUAUCUAUUUUAAGUCAGGGGUUUUACUAGCCAAUUUUGUUCUCAUAAAAACCAUGUAGAAAAGCUGUGACAAGUAUUUUAUUUUACAACCUUUCUGGGGCUCAGACAUGGAGUUACCUAUCCAAGGAUAUAGUUGGGUACCAGUGAAACCAGAAUGGACAACCCAUUGGUCCUGCCUCAAAGGCCAUUCCUUUUCUGCUACACAGACUCGGUUUCUCCUGAAUCUCUAGGAUGCUGGUGGGAAUUGUUUGCAUAUUGAAAGGAAAAUAUCCCUGUCAUCAAGAGUUAAUGUCCGGUCCGGGCUGGGCAUGUUGGGUUAUGCCUGCAAUCCCAGCAGUUUGGGAGGCUGAGAUGGGCAUAUCAUUUGAGGUCAGGAGUUUGAGACGAGCCUGGCCAACAUGGUGAGACCCCAUCUCUACUAAAAGUACAAUAAUUAGCUGGGCAUGGUGGCAUGCACCUCUAAUCCCAGCUACUCAGGAGGCUGAGGCAGGAGAAUUACUUGAACCUGGGAGGUGGAGGUUGCAGUGAGCCAAGAUUGUGCCAUUGCAUUCCAGCCUGGGUGACAGAUUAUGACUACAUCUCA
Messenger RNA from Saimiri boliviensis boliviensis (Bolivian squirrel monkey), 3001 nucleotides. RefSeq names its product coiled-coil domain containing 170 (gene CCDC170). Gene Ontology annotation, biological process: microtubule cytoskeleton organization. The record is from RefSeq and is a predicted model, not a curated record. Lineage: Eukaryota; Metazoa; Chordata; Mammalia; Primates; Cebidae. Gene Ontology annotation, molecular function: microtubule binding. Gene Ontology annotation, cellular component: Golgi apparatus.